AUGCGUGCUCCAGAAGGAUACAAGGUUCCAAAAGAUGGAAUGGUGUGUCGCUUGAAGAAGUCACUUUAUGGAUUGAAGCAGGCGUCUCGUAACUGGUAUUCAAAACUAUCUCAAACACUUGAGAAAUAUGGGUUUCAAGAAUCACAUGCAGAUCACAGUUUAUUCACUUACUCAAAAGGAGAUACUUUCUUGGCUGUAUUGAUCUAUGUUGAUGACCUUGUGAUUACCGGAAAUGACAGUUUG
Trifolium medium is the source of this 243-nucleotide messenger RNA. NCBI's taxonomy places the organism in Eukaryota, Viridiplantae, Streptophyta, Magnoliopsida, Fabales, Fabaceae. The record is from the annotation of a GenBank genome assembly.